This is a messenger RNA of Striga hermonthica, 266 nucleotides long. NCBI's taxonomy places the organism in Eukaryota, Viridiplantae, Streptophyta, Magnoliopsida, Lamiales, Orobanchaceae. The record is from the annotation of a GenBank genome assembly.
CUUUAGGCCUCGCGCAUGUGCACCCCGCUCGCGCGCUUCCGUCCGCGCGCCCUCGCCGCCUGCCUGUUCGCGCGCGUCAUCGCCAACGCCCAAGCCCCCUUCGCCUACGGCACACCCCACUGCACCUGCUCCCCGCGGGCUCCAAUCGCCUAUCGUGCACCCGCGUACAUCCGCGGUUCCAUGCGUGUUGCCGACGCCCGCCUCCUGCCUACCUCCUGCGCACGAUAACGCGUCACUCACGUCCAACAUCCUGGUGCCGCGUCUCC